AUGUUCAGCGCCAUCAAAUCCUUUCCGAUUCAAACCAAACCAGCCGUUUCUACUCUCUUCGCCACCUCAAACAACUUCGCCGGAAAAGCAACUCCGGUCUUCCGAACUGUAAGAUUCCAACAGGCAUCCGCAGGAGCCGAAGAGGCUGAGAACAUGGAGAAGAAAGAAGAAGCUCAGGAAGCUCAAAAAAAGGGGGAUGUGAUGUCACAUUCGUUUGGGGAAGGGUACGCUACGAGAUCAGAUGAGGAAGGUUUUGGAGGAAUUUACGGAGGCAACCAAUCGCUUUCUCAUGACGAUGAAGAUAAGGACGUCCAUGGCAAUCAUCCUGAUUAUGACAAGACACAAGGAAGUGAGGUGAAGGAGAAGGAAAAAGCUCGACAUCAAACGCAGGCACACUAG
Molecule: messenger RNA, 399 nt
Organism: Lactuca virosa
Lineage: Eukaryota; Viridiplantae; Streptophyta; Magnoliopsida; Asterales; Asteraceae
Source: the annotation of a GenBank genome assembly